Molecule: messenger RNA, 1302 nt
Organism: Adineta steineri
Lineage: Eukaryota; Metazoa; Rotifera; Eurotatoria; Adinetida; Adinetidae
Source: the annotation of a GenBank genome assembly
AUGGAAGAAGAAUUGCCAUUGAAACUUAUUGAACUAUCUGAUUUUCUUCGUCAACCAUCAUUACUUUCCAAAAGACUUCAAUUUAAACAGAUUAAAAAUGAAAAUUUAUCAUCAGAAAAAUUACUUAAAAAUGAUCAAGGAUCAAAUGGAUUGAAAUUUAAAGAUACAAAAGCAGGUAUUAUUUUAUUAAAACAAAAAGCAAUAUUCAAUGAUAAUCAUAUUUCUCAAGAAGAAACAAAACAAAAAGAAUUAAUUAUACCUAAAGAUGUAAUUGUAUUUGCUGAUGAUAUGGAUCGAAAAAGACUUGGAAUAUUUCAAAAAUCAAAUAAUCAAUUUUCUAGACAUUUGUUAAUUACAUCUGGGGCUGCACUUCAAGCACUUGUAGCUCCAUUAACUAAUGCAAAAGAAUGGCUUAUUGUAUGUAAACUUAAAUAUUGUAAACGUUUUACAAAACAACCAUCAAUUCAAGGAAAUGUUGUUAUUUCACUCAAUGUAAGUCAUCCAUUAGUUCGAUAUGAAAUUCUUACUGCACUUGAUUUAUUACAACAAUCAUUUAACGAAGUUAAAUCAGCUUAUAUCGUGAUUGAUUUUUCACACAUAUUAAUUCGAUGGUUUAAAACUUACCUUCGUCGAACUGAUCAAUAUCCAUCACUAUCUCAUCGAUUAUUAUAUCGAUAUCAAUUUCAAACAUUGAAAUGUUCAGUUACAUUAGGAAAACGACAAUAUCAUCAUGAGAACGAUCAUUAUCAAUUUGGAAAUAGUUUGCAAAAAAUUCUUCGUAAAUCUGAUAUUCCAAUGCAAAUUUAUAUUGAUUUCAAUUCUUUACCAACAAAUGUGUAUUCAAUUGAAUUAAAUAAUAUAUUUAUCUAUUCAAUGAAUAAUGCAUAUAAACAAAUAACAAAAGAUAUGGGCAAUGGUUUAUCAUUAAUUUCUAUACAAGAUUUUAAUUCUUCUCAAGAUCGAGAAAAUAAAUUGAAUAAUAAUAAUAGUUCUGCUCUUGUAAAGAAAGAAGAAGUUUCAAAAGAAAAAUUAUCUAUUGAACAACCACCAUCGUCAUCAACACAGCAACAAUCACAACAUGAUGAAGAAGAAGUAAAUUCAACUAUUUCAUUAUGUGAACCAAAUGAACAAGAACGAAUAUUAUUUGAAAAACUUUGGGAAAAUCGAACACGAAUUCAGAUGCAACAUCAACAAUUAAUGAUGAAAGCAGCACGAUUGUUAUGCUUUACAUCUGUUGAUAUUAAUCAAUCAUUCAAUAGAAAAAAUAAUCAAUCUGAUUUACAAACCAUAAAAUGGAAUUAG